Molecule: messenger RNA, 2286 nt
Organism: Clupea harengus (Atlantic herring)
Lineage: Eukaryota; Metazoa; Chordata; Actinopteri; Clupeiformes; Clupeidae
Gene: tpo
Product: thyroid peroxidase
Exons: 10
Coding region: 1-2286 (761 amino acids)
Biological process (GO): response to oxidative stress
Molecular function (GO): peroxidase activity; heme binding
Source: RefSeq, a predicted model, not a curated record
AUGACUUUACACCUCAUAAAGGCCAAGGCAAGCCGGAGACAUAAAAGAGCCUUUGCUGUGACAGAGUACCUCUCUGUGGAGGAAGUGGAGCUGAUAGCUAACUGGUCCGGGUGCCCUGCACCUGUGCAGUCAGCCCGCUGUCCCCAGGGAGAGCAUUCCAACAAGUACCGCUCCAUCGACGGAGUCUGCAACAACAGAAAUAACCCUCUCUGGGGAGCCGCCAACACGCCAUUGGCCAGAUGGCUCCCGGCGGAGUACGAAGACAAGGAGAGCCAGCCCAAAGGCUGGAACACCGGCCGCCAGUAUGCCGGUUUCCAGCUCCCUCCGGUGCGUGAAGUGAGCAACAAAAUUAUGCAAGGCUCUGCCAGCAAGCCUGUCCUGGAGGAUGAAGCCUAUUCUCAGAUGCUGGUGGACUGGGGCCAGUACAUAGACCACGACAUCUCCUUCACUCCACAGAGCAGCCGCAGAAGCAGCACGUCGGUUCCCAACGGACCGGACUGCCUGAGCAUGUGUGAAAAUGCCAACCAGUGCUUCCCGAUAGAGCCUGUUCUGAGGUUCUCUGUGUUCUGGGGAGAACAGCCUGUUCUGAGGUUCUCUGUGUUCUGGGGAGAACAGCCUGUUCUGAGGUUCUCUGUGUUCUGGGGAGAACAGCCUGUUCUGAGGUUCUCUGUGUUCUGGGGAGAACAGCCUGUUCUGAGGUUCUCUGUGUUCUGGGGAGAACAGCCUGUUCUUUUCCAUGGGACCCCAGACAUGCGUAAGCCUUUGGAUGCUGAAUGUCUCGAGCAUCCUAAGACUGUGCAAACAGCCAGAAUCCCCGCGGAGGAGCAGCUGUUUGGGAGGAAGGGCUGUCUUCCUUUCUUCCGUUCGUCGCCUGCCUGCCUGAGCGUGGAGAAGAGUGGCCCUCGCCGCGACCUCCAGCAGAUGCUCCAGCGGCAGCAGACCAACUCUGUUACUUCCUUCCUGGACGCCUCCACCGUGUAUGGACACGGCCCAGCUCUCCAGAGCCUGCUGCGGGACCGAGCCAGCUCCGCCGGCCUGCUGGCUGUCAAUCACAGGUUCGCCGAUCACGGCGGGCGGCCCUUCUUGCCGUCUGUUGCCAACAACACCCCGUCGGCGUGCUUCCAGGAGCCCGGCGGUGACGGCGGCGGCGCCGGGGCGGGGAGCGAGCGGGUGGAGUGCUUUCUGGCGGGGGACAGCAGGGUGAACGAGGUGCUGCCACUCAGUGCCCUUCACACGCUGUGGGUCAGGGAGCACAAUCGAGUGGCGGCCACUCUGAAAGCACUCAACCCCCAGUGGAGCGCAGAGAUCACUUACCAGGAGAGCCGCAAAAUCAUCGGAGCGCUGCACCAGAUCAUUACCAUGAGGGACUAUGUGCCAAAAAUCAUUGGACAGGAGGCUUUUGAUCAAUAUGUCGGCCCGUACAGAGGUUACGACGACUCUGUGAAUCCGUCAGUCUCUAAUGUGUUUGCUACGGCUGCGUUCCGCUUUGGCCACGCCACCAUUGCAGCGGUGCUGACGAGGCUCAACGAGAGUCUCCAGGAGCACCCACUCUUCCCCUCUCUCCAGCUGCACCAAACCUUCUUCAGCCCCUGGAGGAUCGUCAGGCAGGGAGGGCUGGAUCCUGUGAUCCGUGGCCUUUUGGCCCGGCCCGCCGCCAAGGUGACCCGGGACCACUUAAUGAGCCAAGAGCUGACAGAGAGGCUGGUGAUGCUGACCAUUCCCGAGACUCUGGACCUGGCUGCCCUGAACCUCCAGCGGGGACGAGAUCACGCUCUACCAGGGUACAACGAGUGGAAGCGCUUCUGUGGGUUUGACAGAGCGCAGACUCCGACAGACCUUGGUAAGGUUCUAAAUGACUGGCGCCUGGUUGAAAAGAUUAUGGAGCUGUAUGGCCACCCUGACAACAUUGAUGUGUGGCUGGGCGGCCUGUUGGAAGAGGUGCUGCCCGGUGCUCGGACCGGCCCCCUGUUUGCCUGUCUCAUCGGGAAACAGAUGAAAGCACUUCGCCAGGGAGACAGGUUUUGGUGGGAGAGCCCAGGCGUGUUCACACAGGACCAGAGGGCAGAGGUGAUGAAGCACUCUCUGUCGCGUGUCAUCUGUGACAACAGUGGGAUAGAGGUGGUGCCCUCGGAUGCCUUCAGACUGGACAGAGGCCCACAGGAUCUUCUCCCCUGCAAAACCGUCCCCUCAAUGAACCUGGAGGCUUGGAGGGAGAGUUUGAACCAAGGUUUGGGGCUCAGCAUCUUGACUUCUUCAUUUACAUUUCCAAUUAGUGCAAAGUGUUAA